Molecule: messenger RNA, 531 nt
Organism: Angiostrongylus costaricensis
Lineage: Eukaryota; Metazoa; Nematoda; Chromadorea; Rhabditida; Metastrongylidae
Source: the annotation of a GenBank genome assembly
AUGGGCCUGGCUGAGACAAGACGCCACCCAUUCAACGCCGUCUAUGACAUCGGAGAAGAACUGUUUCUCGGGUCAUGCGAUAAUAGAGGAGUCGUCGGCGUCGGGGUUCUCGCCAACACGAAUUUGUCCACGAACAUCGAUUUAUUCGAACAGCUUACAACCCGAAUCAGACCUUUACGAAUAGAAAGGUGUAGAACAACACCAGCUUUGACAAUUCUCGUCGUUUACGCGCCGACAUCAAACUAUGACGGAGAAGAAGUCGAAUGGUUCUAUAAGGACUUGGAGAAGUUCUAUAGAGAAGACCAUACAUUCUUCAUGGUAAUUAUUGGAGACUUUAACGCCAAAAUUAGACCAAGAGGAUCGUCUGAAGUACGUCACAUUGGGACCCACGGAUUCGAAUGGAACGAGCAGGGUGAGCGGCUAAGUGAGUUGAUCAUGGUGACCAAGACCACCCAUGGUAACUCGCAAUUCCAGAAGCCCACCCUCAGCGCUAGACGUGUGAGACUCCCAAUGGUGAUAGGUUUUGGCUAA